Pyricularia oryzae 70-15 is the source of this 1507-nucleotide messenger RNA. Its product is annotated as galactonate dehydratase. Lineage: Eukaryota; Fungi; Ascomycota; Sordariomycetes; Magnaporthales; Pyriculariaceae. The coding region runs from base 176 to 1327 and encodes 383 amino acids. The record is from RefSeq and is a predicted model, not a curated record. Gene Ontology annotation, molecular function: galactonate dehydratase activity. The transcript has 3 exons. Gene Ontology annotation, biological process: D-galactonate catabolic process; amino acid catabolic process.
GGUCUGGAUAAAAUCCGCUGUAUUGACUAGAGCGAUUGUUUUAUUGCUAGCCAACUGAUUUUGUUUAAAUCUGUUUGCAUCUGCUUUUAUGUGUUGGAACUAGAAUAGAGCUGGAUCUCGAACUGGUCUCGAUAUCAUACCCUUGUCAUCACAACUUGCAUUGCGCAACACUACCAUGGCGCCAAUCAAGACAGUGGAAUACUUUCGAGUCAAGCCGCGAUGGCUGAUGGUCAAGAUCACCGACGACGACGGAGAGUAUGGCUGGGGUGAGGCGACACUAGAAGGUCACGACCUCGCGGUCGAAGGGACGCUCGAGGAGAUGAUUCCAAGAUUGAUCGGCAUGGAGGCAGGCGAGAUUGAAAACAUUUGGCAAAAGUUCUGGAGACAUGGCUUCUACCGCGGCGGGCCCGUCUUUAUGUCUGCGCUGUCGGGUGUCGAUAUUGCCUUGUGGGAUCUCAAGGGUCGCAAGCUCAAGGUCCCGAUAUACGAACUCCUCGGCGGAAAGGUACGCAACAAGGUCCAAGUCUACUGCUGGAUCGGCGGCGACCGGCCAUCAGAUGUCGAGGCGGCCGCCAAGGUACGGCUAGCGCAAGGGCUCAAGUGCAUCAAGAUGAACGCAACCGAGGACGCCAACUGGGUCGACUCGCCGGCCAUGCUGGACUCGACCGUCGAACGACUCAAAGUGGUCAAGUCUCUCGGGCUGGACGCCGGGCUCGACUUCCACGGACGACUGCACAAGGCCAUGGCCAAGCAGCUGGCCAAGGCGCUGGAGCCGCACCGGCCGCUCUUCAUCGAGGAGCCGCUGCUCUGCGAGCACCCCGAGGCGCUCAAGCAGCUGGCCAACCAGACGACGUGCCCGAUCGCGUUUGGCGAGCGCCUGUACACGCGCUGGGACGUCAAGCGGUUCCUGGAAGACGCCAGCGUCGACAUCCUGCAGCCGGACCUGGCGCACGCCGGCGGCAUCAGCGAGACGCGCAGGAUCGCCCAGAUGGCCGAGGCCUACGACGUCGCCAUCGCGCCGCACUGCCCGCUGGGCCCCGUGGCGUUUGCCGCCAGCAUGCAGAUCGCGCUGACGGCGCCCAAUUUUGCCAUUCUGGAGAUGAGCCUGGGCAUGCACUACAACACCGAGGCGGGGGACGUUGAUCUGCUGACGUAUCUGAAGAAGCCAGAGGUGUUUGAUAUCAAGGAGGGGUACGUGUCGGCGCCGACUGGGCACGGGUUGGGAAUCGAGAUUGAUGAGGAAAUGGUGCGCAAGAUUGCAGUGGAUACGAAACCGUGGCAGUGCAAGGAGUUUCACGGGCCGGACGGGUCAAUUCGGGAGUGGUAGGGAAGUUUAUUGAUGACUGCAAAAUCGGUGCUGUUUGCAGAUCUGCAAAUUUUGAAACUUGUGGAUUGUUAAAUUAAACAGCGAAAUAGUUAAAACAAAAACAGGAAGGAAACAAUUGUCCGCAGUGAAAAAUAAGCUCAGCGAUGGCAAACUUGGUUAGUGGAGACACCUGUCAUUUGU